UGCGACCUGACCCGGAAGAGGCUGUCUUCAGAGCCCACGUGUUCCAAGAGCAUGGCGGAGAUGGAAAGUCAGGACGUCGGUGAGCCUAUGUCUCUGGGAGAGGGAACGAAAAGCAGCGUUCGGCCUGCUGACCGUCAUGGCCUGCUGAAGCACAGUCGCGAGUUCUUGGACUUCUUCUGGGACAUUGCGAAGCCGGAACAGGAGACGCGUCUUGAGGCCACGGAGAAGCUGCUGGAAUAUCUGCGCACAAGACCAGUGGGGUCCGAAAUGAAGUACGCCCUGAAGCGCCUAAUCACUGGGCUCGGAGUAGGGCGAGAAACCGCUCGGCCCUGCUACAGUCUAGCCCUGGCCCAGUUGUUACAGUCUUUUGAAGACAUCCCCUUGUGCAGCAUCCUGCAGCAGAUACAGGAGAAACAUGAUCUGCAGAAAGUUAAAAAGGCAAUGAUGAGACCUGCUCUCUUUGCAAACCUGUUUGGGGUGCUAGCCCUCUUUCAGUCAGGCAGGCUGGUGAAGGACUCAGAAGCACUGAUGAAGUCAGUGAAGCUGCUGCAAGCCCUAGCCCAGCACUACAACCACUUGCAGGAGCAGCCCCAGAAGGCCCUGGUGGAUAUCCUCUCUGAGGUCCCGGAGGCCACAUUGCAGGAGGUCCUGCCAAAGGUCCUCAAGGCUGACUUGAAUUCAGUACUUGGCUCGCCUGAGCACCUGGAGCUCUUCCUCUUGGCCCAGCAGAAGGUGCCCACGAAGCUCGAGAAGCUGAUGGGAUCAGUCAACCUAUUCUCGGAUGAGAAUAUCCCCAGAUUGGUGACUGUGCUAAAGAUGGCUGCCACCUCCGUGAAGAAGGAACGCAAGCUGCCUGCCGUGGCUUUGGACCUGCUCCGCCUGGCACUUCAGGAGGACAAGUUCCCACGGUUCUGGAAGGAAGUCGUGGAACAAGGGCUACUGAAGAAGCAGUUCUGGCCAGCCAGCUACCUGUGUUUCCGCCUGCUGGGUGCUGCCCUGCCCCUGCUGUCCAAGGAGCAGCUGCAGCUGGUGAUGCGAGGAGACGUCAUUAGACAUUACGGGGAGCACAUGGUUACUGCUAAGUUCCCAAACCAGUUCAAGUUUGCUCCAGAGAUGAAUGAGUAUGUGGGAACCUUCCUAGAAGGCUGCCGGGAUGACCCUGAACGACAGUUGGCUGUGGUAGUAGCCUUCACGUCCGUCACCAACCAGGGCCUCCCAGUCGUGCCUACUUUCUGGCGGGUCGUGCGGUCCCUAAAUGCCUCUGCCCUCAAGGGCUACGUGGCCUGGCUGCGGGACAUGUUUCUCCAGCCUGACCUGGACUCCUUGGUGGACUUCAGCACCAGCAACCAGAAGAAAGCCCAGGAUGCUUCACUCCAUGGGCCUGAGCGUGCUGUGUACCGGCUGCGGAAGUGGAUCAUUCUCCGCAUGGUCAGCAUCGUAGACAGCUUGCACUUGGAGAAGGAGGAGGCCUUGAUUGAAGAAGUGGCCAGGUUUUGUUUCUUUCACUCAUUCUUUGAAAAAAAGAAGCCCACAUCCCAGAUCCCAGAAACGGAGCAGCAGUUCUCCUUCCCUAUGGAGGGCCGGGCCCGAGAGGUGGUCAGCAAUGCUUUCUUCAGCCUGCUGCAGACCCUUAGUACACAGUUUAGGCAGGCACCGGAGCAGACCCAGGACAGACAGCCGUGGACCUACCGCCUGGUACAGUUUGCAGAUAUGUUGUUGAACCACAGCCGCAACGUGGCCCCCCUGGCACCCUUCACUACGCAGCAGCGCCAGGCCUGGGACCGGAUGCUGCAGACUCUGAAGGAACUGGAGGCUCGCUCCUCAGAGGCCAAGGCCACUGCUUUCCAGCACCUCCUACUCUUGGUGGGCAUCCACCUCUUCAAGUCUCCCACAGAGAGCUGCGACCUCUUAGGUGACAUCCAGACCUGCAUCAAGAAGGGCCUGGGGGAGAAGACACGCCGCACCCGCUCCAAGGCCACCAACCCCCAAGAGCCACCAUGGGUGGAGGUGCUGGUGGAGAUCCUCCUGGCCCUCCUGGCCCAGCCUAGCCACCUGAUUCGCCAGGUGGCUCGGAGCGUGUUUAGCCACAUCUGCUCCCACCUGACUCCACGUGCCCUGCAGCUAAUCCUGGAUGUGCUAAACCCAGAGCAGAGCCAGGAUGAGGAUGACAAUGUGGUGGUCACGGACGAUUCCGAGAAGCAGCUAGAGGAUGAGGAGGACAAGACCUCGGACAGUGAGGACAACAAAAACUCUGAGAGUGAGGAGGAAAGCAAUGAGGAGGAGAGUGACGAGGAAGAUCGGGAUGGGGAUGUGGACCCAGGCUUCCGGGAGCAGCUGAUGGCAGUGCUGCAGGCAGGGAAGGCACUGGGUGGAGUGGACAAUGAGGAUGAUGAGGAAGAGGUGGGGGAUGAGGCCAUGAUGGCUCUGGACCAGAACCUCGCCAGUCUCUUUGCUGAGCAGAAGCUACGCAUUCAGGCCCGGAGGGACGAGAAGAACAAAAUACAGAAGGAGAAGGCACUCCGGCGGGACUUUCAGAUCAGGGUCCUGGACCUGAUCGAGGUGCUGGUGACCAAGCAGCCCGAGAACCCCCUGGUCCUGGACCUUCUCGAGCCGCUGCUGAACAUCAUCCGGCGCAGCAUGCGCACCAGCAGCACCAAGCAGGAACAGGACCUCCUGCACAAGACCGCCCGCAUUUUCACACAUCACCUGUGCCGCUCCCGGCAUUAUUGUCAUGAUGUGGGCAACUGCGUGGAGACUCUGUACACCCAGGUAGAGCGUCUGGUGCAGCAGGCUAGUCACCAGGCCGACUCUUCCAUCUCUCUCUACUACUUCAACGCCUCUCUCUACCUGCUGCGGGUCUUGAAGGGCAACACUGCUGACAGUUCCAUCUGUAAGACCCAGAAGAAAGAGAAAGCAGGCACUGAUACCAGCACUAAGCCUAAGGGCCCCAAGGUGGCCCAGGCUACCAGCUGCUUGGAUUUAAGCCUCGUGACCCCAGUCUACUCAUCAGCACUGAGCUCCUUCCUGACCAAGCGCAAUAGCCCACUCACCAUUCCCAUGUUCCUCAGUCUCUUCUCCCGGCACCCGGUGCUCUGUAAGAGCCUGCUCCCCGUUGUGGUUCAGCAUGUGACAGGCCAAGUGCGUCCCCGCCAUCAGGCCCAGGCCUGCCUGCUACUGCAGAAGACCCUGCCCAUUCGGGAGCUGAGACUGUGCUUUGAGGACCCUGAGUGGGAGCAGCUGGUUGGUCAGAUCCUGGCAAAGGUCACUGAGAACCUGCGGGCGCUGGGUGAGGCGCAGACGAAGUCAGAGCACCUGAAGGAGCGGUCUUCCUUGGAGCUGCUCAACGCUCUUUUCCGGAUUAUCAAUCAUGAGAAGCUGACUGUGGACCUAACCUGUAUCCGGAGCGUGCUGCAGAGCCAGCAGCCAAACCUGCAACAGAGGGUGCAGCAAGGAGAGCACUCAACCGGGUCUAGCCGCCUCUAUGACCUCUACUGGCAGGCCAUGAAGAUCCUCGGAGUCCAGCGUCCCAAGUCAGAGAAGAAGGAUGCCAAGGAAGUCCCCAGUGCCACACAGAACCCCAUCAGCAUGAAGCGAAAGAAAAAGGGUUUCUUGCCAGAGACCAAGAAGCGCAAGAAACGCAAGUCUGAGGGCACCACACAAGAGGAGAAUGCCAAGCCUACAUCCAUCAGUGGGGACCAGCCCCCCAGCACCGGCAAGAAGAGGAAGAAGAGGAUGAAAGCUAAGGUCGCAGCCCAGGCCCAGGUCAAUGGGACUCCUGCUGCCAGGAGUCUUGCCAUCAAGAGUCCGGACCCAGAGCCCCCUGCCGCAAACCCCAGCACCCCUGCCAAGACCCCAAAGCUACAGAAGAAAAAUCGGAAGCUGUCCCAGGUGAAUGGAGACACCUUUGUGUCCCCUACAGAGCCUGCUGGCGAAAAGCAGCAUCAGAAGGAGCUGCCCAAAAAGGGGGUCUCAGGCAAGUCGCCACACUCGGCACUGCCGCAGAAAAAGGCAAGAUUGUCUUUGGCCAGCAAGAGCCCGAGCCUCCUCCAGACUGGGGCCAAGAAAAAGAAAGCACAGAUGAGGAAGGAGAGAAAGUCCUGAGUGCAGGCCUUGCUCUUCCGCCCCUCCCUAUCAGCCAGAGAGACUCCUGUUUUUUAACCAUGAUUUUAAUAAACAAGCCACUGUGUGAGGUACUA
Messenger RNA from Pteropus alecto (black flying fox), 4196 nucleotides. It is a transcript of the gene MYBBP1A, whose product is annotated as MYB binding protein 1a. The transcript is spliced from 26 exons. The coding region runs from base 52 to 4101 and encodes 1349 amino acids. Gene Ontology annotation, biological process: regulation of DNA-templated transcription. The record is from RefSeq and is a predicted model, not a curated record. Gene Ontology annotation, molecular function: sequence-specific DNA binding; transcription corepressor activity; transcription factor binding. NCBI's taxonomy places the organism in Eukaryota, Metazoa, Chordata, Mammalia, Chiroptera, Pteropodidae. Gene Ontology annotation, cellular component: nucleolus.